UCAAUCGUAGUUCGUUUAUUUAUUUACUAGUUAAGUCUCAUGACAUGAUCUUGAACAGUUAUGCGAUUUGUUGUGAAUGUUUAACUCCAAUAAUUAAAGUAUCCAUAUUUCUCAUUGAAAAUUUUGCAACUUUCUUUAUAGUUUUUUGAACAUCUACUGUAAACAUUUAGGAGGAAAUUGUUCUUUAUAUUCCGUACUGACUUACACGAUGAAUGAAGCAGAUGAUAAUGUGUUAGCUUCUACUUUGAGGUGUUCAGAUUUCUCACUGAAAGUUAGCAACCCUUGCAAACUGCUCGAGCUUUACACGUCACUUGUUGAUUUGAAUGUGGUUGAACUUCAAAAGAAGAUAAAUAAAUAUAUAGAGGAAGAAACAAAAGUGAAAUGUGCAUUCUUUAUAUACUUGGACCAAACAUCUCAAGAUGGAAUAAUCCAAGUUGUUGGCAGCAAGGAGCUUGAGAAAGAGUUCCGAUUUGUAGUGACGGAGACAGUGUUAAAACAGUGUUUAUUCACUCUUCAAGCAACAGCUAUUGAGUUAUCCCAGCUGGGAAGUGAACUGAUGCGUGUCGUAUGCUCUGACGGUCAACUGGACAACUUGUACUGUGUGCCCAUCAAUAACAUCAGCAGGGGUCUGGUGCUGCUCUACUGCCUGGGCGGGUACACCCCUGGACUGGAGUAUGACUACACAUUACAUGUUACUGAGUGUCUCAGACAUUGCCUUGGAACUGUCCUGAAUACAUUGGCUUAUGAAGAGCAAAAACGACUUCAUUUACGGUGUUAUUCAUUGCUGAAAGGUGCUCGAAAUCUUAUAACACAUUUAGGAGAUGUAACAGACCUGCUCAGAGAGAUCAUGACUGAAGCUCGCAAGCUGACCAAUGCUGAGAGAUGUUCCCUGUUCUUGCUGGAUGAACAGGGAGAUCUAGUCUCUAAGGUUUUUGAUGGUUUCAAAGCAUCUGAGCCUGUGGAGGAAGUGAGAAUCAAAGCAGGGCAGGGCAUAGCAGGGCAUGUGUCACAGUCUGGGGUUCUAGUCAACAUUCGGGAUGCCUACAACCAUCCUCUCUUCUACAGGGAUGUGGACAAGCACACUGGCUUCCGUACCAGGAACAUCUUGUGCUUUCCCAUUGUUGACGAGUCUCAAGUGAUUGGUGUAGCUGAACUGGUCAACAAAGUGGAUGGAACACAUUUUGACCAGUUUGAUGAGGAGGUUGCUAUGGCUUUCAGCGUCUACUGUGGCAUCAGCAUCAUGCAUAGCUUGGUCUACAAGAGGAUACAGGACGCUCAAGCCAGGAGUAAACUGUCAAACGAGCUCAUGAUGUACCACAUGAAGAUAGAUGAUGAAGAUGUUCAAAGACUGUUGGACUGCAAAGAAACCCACGAUUUUCCAAAUUUCUCCAGUUUUAAGUUCAAUCCACGAAGUGUUCCAGUCAGUGAAACUCCUUGUCUCUGCCUCAAGAUGUUUGAGGAGAUGGGAUUCAUCAAGCACUUCAACAUUCCUGUACAUACUUUGUGCAGAUUCAUUUUGUUCGCAAAACGAGGCUACAGGAAUACACCAUACCACAACUGGUCUCAUGCCUUUGCUGUUCUUCACUUUGCCUUUAUCACUAUGAAGAACUGUAAACUGAUGGAGAGGAAACAUUUGACGCCUCUGGAGGGGUUGGCACUACUGGUGUCGGCAAUGUGCCAUGAUAUAGACCAUCGCGGCACCACCAACCAGUUCCAGGUCCACUCUGGUAACUCCCUUGCUCGACUCUAUAGUUCCGAGGGGUCAGUCAUGGAGAGACACCAUGUUUCUCAGACAAUGUGUAUCCUCAACACUGAAGGCUGCAACAUUGUCGCACAUCUAGACGAGGCUGUGUUCAAACAGUUCAUUGACCUCAUCAGUCAGAUGAUUCUCGCAACAGACAUGGUAGUCCACUUCAAGAUGUUGAAAGAGGAGAAACAGAUGGCUGUGUCUGGGUUUGAUGAGAACAAUGAGCGACAUCGGGAGUUGUUGCGUUCAUUGAUCAUAUCUUGUGCUGACAUCAGUGAUCAGACCAAAGACUGGGCAAUGUGUGUUCGUGUCGCUAAACUAAUAUACAACGAAUUUUUCACUCAAGGAGAUAUGGAAAAAGCAAUGGGUGUUGAUCCCAUGGAAAUGAUGGACCGAGAGAAAGCGAAAAUCCCUGAUCUUCAAGUGGAAUUUUUAUCACAUGUUGUUGUACCUGUGUAUGAAGUACUGAUUUCUCUGUAUCCAGAGACAAACCCAUGCCUGGACAGCAUCCAGAAUAACUUAGUCUGUUGGCAGAAGGCCAUUCCUUACUUCCAGGACCAAACAAAGGAUGGAAAGUCAGCAAUGGAGAUCCUCUCUGACUCCAAACUAGACAACAUACUUGACUGGUCUCUAGAGGAAUGACUUUAAUAUGGUAACAACUUCAACAAAAUGCCAAGAUUCCUUCUUACCCAUUAUCUAUUUUAUCUUGUUGAUGCAUAGUAGAAGUACCUUUUUAGUAAACUAUCUGAUGCAGCCUGAAUAAAAUAUAAACAUGUACCGUAGUAAAUGCAAUAAUUUGAAUAGCAACUGUUGUUGAAGCUCAGAACCAAAAGCAAAAGGUACUAUUACGAGCUUACUUGGUAGAGGUAAUUUUACUUGUGUUCAGUUCACAAUGAACAGACAAAGGAUACUAUUUUAAGUAAUUAGCACAAUUUAUGACUGUUAUUCUCUCUUGUUCUUGUUAUUGCUAAAAGUACGUUGUUAUAUAAAUUUUCCUUAGUUUUCCUGCAAUUUGAUCUCUUUAUAGUAAAUACAACAUGUAGUUCCUUUGUAGUAUUUAUUCUGGUCUGUGUUUGGAUUAAAAUGCUAAGAAAAAACUAUUGCUACUCAGCUGUAGUCUUAAAUGGUGUUCAUAAGUGUCUCUUCAGUUCCUGUUAAAUGUUUCAUAAUACUAGACGAGACCACUGACGUGACACGAGUCUGAGUACAGUGUAAAGAUUCUAAAACACAUUGAACUAGCGUAGUAGCAUGCGAUUAAAUGAAAACAUUGUAAAGUAUAUACUCACGAUGUUCCCUCUGAGUUAUAAACUCUGUAACAUUAAACCUAAUGAUGUUGGUUCAAGUGACAGCAUGAUAUAAACCUAGCUAAUCCAAGCUACCCACUAACAUACAGUUGAAUGAGAAACUCACCCUAAUGAAAUUAACUUUCACGUAAAGGUCAGGUUUUCACUACUGCUCAUGUCACUGCAGGUGAUGUCUUAGUUUUUAUACAUUGUACCACAAGAUAAGUGAUCAUCCUGUUGGUAAGUACCCGACAUAAUGCAACGAAAGUCUACCGAACUUACUAUAACUUCUUUCCCGGAUUAGUGUCCUUUGUAACUUUGCUACACUUUGACAUAAAAUCAAUAGAGUUCUUCCAUGGACCAAGAUAAACCUUUGUAGCAAGUUUGAAGUCUCUAGGACCUUUCUAUUAAAAGUUACCUAUCGUAUAGAUGGACAGACAUACAUAGAACAUAACAGUUUUAAAAAGUAACUGCUGGGUCCUUAAUAAUCAAUAAAUGUAUUUAUGCCCAUCCACUGGAGGUGAUAGUUUAUUAUUUCGCUAAACGAUUAAUUCUUUUAUGAUAAAUGACUGGUCGGAUUAUUAAUUGGGCGAAAAAGUACAAUAUUUGUACAUCAUAAAAUUAUAUGAUGGAACUUUAUAAUAUAAUUUCAAAGUUUAUAUUAAGGAGAUCUAAAACAUUCCAGUAUAUUUUUAUGUGUCUUAGAAUCUAUUAAAUUACAUUUAAAAAGACUAAAUUUGUAAGAAACAUUUGUAUUCUUCUUAGCUUUUAUAAUAAUUUGUUGAACGCUCUAUUUCUGUAAUAAAUAUUGUACCUGUAGUCAGACUGGCAAUGAAUUGAAGGUUGUAAUAGAAUUUAAUAUCAUGUUUUCUGUGAGAUACCUGUGCCUUGUAUUGUUGCUUUCAUUGAAACUUGUAUUUCAUAAUAUGUAUUACAGAUUUUUACUAUAAAAAACCCACUUUAAAACUAAUAAUAUUGUUUGAAAAUCUAUUAUAAGUAUGAUUAUAAUUUGAAUGUUGUGGUAAAUAGUAUUCAUCCUUAAUUCCUAGUUUCUUCUUUUCUGGACAAGAUAUAAACAGUGUAAAUAUUCGGCAACCAGAUAAAUUUUGGUAAAAAUAAACUAUUAAUUCACACUGUUAGUUCCACUCUGAUUUAAGUGGAACCUUCUAUAUUCAAAUUAGAAUAUACAUUUUCUCCUUCAAAGUUUAAAAAUAUGUAUGGUUGCAAUGCUUAGAAAAAGAAUAACAACUGAUGUUACUUUUAGUUGAAUCCCAUUAGAAGUUAUGUUCAAAUCAAUCCCUUAUUUUUGUUUGAAAAAUUACAGUUCAUAUGCAAACAAGAGACCCAAUAUCUUAGUUUUUCUCACCUUUGAAAUAGUACGUAAGAACGACACUAGGGAACAUAAACAACAGUAAUACUGAUUAUUUGAAUAAACUCGUGAUGGACAGUUAGAAACCAUCAUUAACUCUUUUGGGAUCAAAUGGUUAUAACCAUCAGUACUCUUGUAACCACUUUCAACUACUCUUCAACAGGUUAAAUAUUUUCAACUUAAUCAAAUACCGUAUUGUAAAACUCGGGUGAUUUUAUAUUUGUAAUCUCUGUUUAUUGCGGUACACUAUUCCCAUUGCUAGAUUGGAUAGUAAGAUACAAAUAUAAGAACAAAAUCAAACUGUAUCCAUAUUAACUAAAAUUAACAUGCCUUGUGCUUUUCAAUUUAAAGAUUAUUAAUACUCUGGAUCUCUAAAUUUAUAUUACAGCAGAUUUUAUAUUAAUUAAUUGUUUUAGAGAAACUCAUGAUCAUUUUCCAAUAUGAUAUGUUCUGUUAGAGCGAUGUACUACGUUCAAUACUGCUCAAUUAAUUUAAAUUUAAUAGUCCUUCUAGCACAGAAAAGUAGGUACAUUAUGUGACAACUGAAAUAUUAAUAUCUAUUUCUUAUGGAAUUUACAUGUAAUCGAUAUCUCAAAACCAUUUAAGUUCUAAAAAUUAUUUACUGCAAAACGUUUAGGAAAUGUUAUAGGCACUCCAGAGCACUUUAUUUUUUCUCUAGGUCCAUUAAUAACUAAGCUGUAAUUUCAAAAAUUGUAAAUAGCCACCAAAUUGGACUGAAAUGGCUGACAAAUGAACGUGGCCGAGGUAUUUAUAAGAUCAAUUUUUAUACCAAGUUUGAGGUUGUUUCAGCAUUUCAUUCACCAAUUUUUACUUGACUGAAAAAUUCUUCUGGGAUUUACUUGUAAUCGAUAUCUUGAAAACCUUGUUUAAUAGAAAAAAAUUUGUUUGGGAAAUGUUUUAAGCAUUCAAGAGCAGUUUUUUUUUUCUCUAGGUCUAUAUAUAACAGAGUGAUAAUCCAAUGUGGCUAAAAGUUAUUCAGUUUUCCAACUGAAAAUAGCAUUGUAGCCAUUUAUCUGGCUUUAAAAAAAAACAUCGUAGGCUUGGUUUAAAAUGAAAUUUUAAAAGCAAUAAGCCUGUUCUAAAGGUGUUGUAUAACCAUUUGUUUUAUGUACAAACUACUUUAAUUUAUUGUUGUAUACUUAGGUCAAUAGGAAUUUCUUAGCCCUCAGUCAGGCACACAUAAUUGGUCGCAGUGUAUCAGAUUAAAAAAAUUUAUCUAAAGCCUCAUUUUCACUUUUAUAGAAUGUUUUCACUUAAAUAUGCAAUUUUGUGCUUUGACAAAUUUUCUUUGUAAAACUGAUGUAAAAAUGAUGUAAUUGUUUUAUAUGUGUAUAUAUACAAUUUCAAGAAAGAUCGAUGAACAAAAAGUACUUGCUCUGUCGGGAUUCUAACCUGGAUAUUUUACUUGCUGGCCCAGAAUGCUGACUAUUACAUCAUAGAGCUCUUGUACUUUUUGUCCAUAAAUAAUUUUUUAUUUGGCUCUAUUCUGUCGCACACACAUACGUAAGAGUUCCGGGUUCGAGUCCAGGUGGAACAUGUACUUUUUGUGAAUAAGUAGUCUAUUGAAAUUAAAUUAGGCUAUUACCAUUUUUACCAAUUUAAGGAAUUUUGAACGUUGUUUGAUAGGUAUUUGGUCUUCCGAUAAUACAAGUAUGUUAGUUUUGUUUUUUAAAUGCAUGUAACAGAAAUGCCCAAGUACAAAAUAAUUGAAAUGUAAAAAUUAAGGGCUCUGUGUUGUAGUGGAGCACGCUCGCCCAGCAAGUACAUUUUGUGUAUAUAAUUACAUUAUACUACUUUUACUUAUUGCCUUAUCAUUUUGAAAUUUAUCAAUAUUUUAUAAGUGAAGUUUAGCACUUAUAUUUUAGUGUGUAGUAUAAAAUGGAAUGUGUACCUGCAGUGCACCUGUAUGAUACAUUUUGUUCAAUGUUCCUUAUGAUAACUUUAUCAUUCAGUCUGUGAUGAGGUAUGAGAAAUUACUUUGAAGAAGAAGGUGCUUUAUGUGUAACAUGUAAGAAAACGGAGGAACAAUUUCUUUUGUGUAUCUUUGUGAUAAAUUGCGACCAACCUCCUUGUACAAAAACUGAAGGCUAUGAAAUUGUGUUUAUCACAGUAUUCCCUUAUUUUGAGUAAAAACGUUUUAAUAAGCAACACUGUGUAGUAUUAAAAUAUUUGUACACUUUUAGUCUGUUCCUUUUGUUUGUUUGUUUAAUAACAUUAAUUUUAAUGAUUGUAAAUCUGGAUCAUAUUCAGCAUUCCUUUAACAAACGUUUAAGACAACUUGUUAAGAGAUAAUUUUAUUGUUAAUUUUAUUUAACAAACUGUUCCACUAGUCAGUACAAAAAGGAAAUAUUGGUGCUUUUAAAAUCCUAAUUGUUUUUGUUGUUAUAUUUUAUUUUGUUUUGUUUCAAUGUGGUUAAUUUUUUAGGUUCUAUCUGUAUUGCCAGUUUAGUUUAUUUUAUACUAUAUUAAGUGGGUCUUGUGAGAAUUGUUACAAUUUGCGAUGGAUUUGCAUCUAUUUUUAAUUUAUGUUUAAGAAUAAUUUUGUAAGAAUAUAACAGUGGUUGUAUUGUCAAUAUAACGUUUAGAUGAUUUUAUAUAGUAAAUUUAAAUAUUUACAGUUAA
Molecule: messenger RNA, 7042 nt
Organism: Homalodisca vitripennis (glassy-winged sharpshooter)
Lineage: Eukaryota; Metazoa; Arthropoda; Insecta; Hemiptera; Cicadellidae
Product: cGMP-dependent 3',5'-cyclic phosphodiesterase-like
Exons: 16
Coding region: 209-2389 (726 amino acids)
Biological process (GO): regulation of mitochondrion organization; positive regulation of gene expression; negative regulation of receptor guanylyl cyclase signaling pathway
Cellular component (GO): mitochondrial matrix; perinuclear region of cytoplasm; mitochondrial inner membrane
Molecular function (GO): 3',5'-cyclic-GMP phosphodiesterase activity; protein homodimerization activity; 3',5'-cyclic-AMP phosphodiesterase activity
Source: RefSeq, a predicted model, not a curated record